Messenger RNA from Sus scrofa (pig), 6997 nucleotides. It is a transcript of the gene GHRL, whose product is annotated as ghrelin and obestatin prepropeptide. Gene Ontology annotation, cellular component: extracellular region. NCBI's taxonomy places the organism in Eukaryota, Metazoa, Chordata, Mammalia, Artiodactyla, Suidae. The record is from RefSeq and is a predicted model, not a curated record. Gene Ontology annotation, molecular function: growth hormone-releasing hormone activity; ghrelin receptor binding. Gene Ontology annotation, biological process: regulation of response to food; negative regulation of inflammatory response; positive regulation of growth hormone secretion.
GGAAGAAAGAAAGAAAGAAAGAAAGAAAGAAAGAAAGAAAGAAAGAAAGAAAGAAAGAAAGAAAGAAAGAAAACUCCCUUCUAUAACCUCAGAAUAUGCCUCAUUCAGGCCAAGCUUUAGCCCAACUGAUGGGGAAAAGUGCUUGCUAAGCCAACUAUUUAUCAGCACGCAAUUUGUUCUGAGACACCAUUUUUAUACAGGAAUUCAUUUGGUGAUGGGCAUUCUUAUUUGUCCCCGAUCUGUACAGGCCCUCAAGUCCCUGCCACAGGAAGCAAACCCCCGCCCCUCCAAGCAAUCCAGAGGGAGGUUCUGAGGAGACGCUCGGCCUUGGGAUUACCCAUACUAGGAAGGAAAGGGGGAAAACCUCAGCUGGAGAAGUUAGUCCUUCCCUUAAGCCUCACAGACUUCCACCCCAGGCCUCUGGGCUCAGAUCUGCAUGCAUCAUCACCCCCCGACCCCCACCAAGUCUGCACCCCUUUCCACAGCUGUGGGUGGGCAGCAAGGUACUUUCUGGGUUCACCUUUCCCUUCCUCAGUGGUUCUGACGCCUGUCAGCCCUUCCUGCUCCCCAGCCAGCCUCGACUCUGAGGUAUGUGCUUCAGGUGGUUUCCAACCCAUAGGCAACCUUUCAGUUCCCUGAAGAUAACACAGCAGCAGUGGUUGUUUGUCUGAGGGCGGGGUUAUCUAAGAUCAACACGAGCAGCUCCUGUCUCCAGGGCAGGAGUAUGGGAGGCCUCAUGGCUCAGUAGGUGCCUGGUCACCAUAGUUGGCUUGGUGGCUAUUGUGGUGGGGGGAGGGGGAGCUGGUGCACCCUGAAAAAGCGGCAGGCCCUCUCCAACGUCUCCCUACUCUUGUCCACCUUCAGCCCUUCUGGGCCCCCAGGCCAAGAGGCCUAAGCUCAGGUGGUUGAUAAAGGUGAAGGCCUCCAGGGGACUUGCCUGCACUUGCUGGGACUGAAGGAGGGACUCCAGCCCCCACAUUCUACUCCUGGGCUCAGGCCAGCCUCUCCCAGGCCCCCACUGUCCCCAGAGUCUCUGCCAGGGUCGAGGAACCCCUGAAGUGGACCAAGGUCAGGCAGUCCCUUGAUGACCAGCUAUCUGUCUACAGGGUCCCCUGCCACCACCCCGUCCUGCUUAGAGCGGGCUGGUUUUCCUGGGAACCCAGGUUCACUGCAGGAGCAAGAUGGGGAGUCAGUGAAAGCUGUGCACGGCCGCCAGGAACCGGGCUGGACGUGCCAGCACUACCACUGAUGACUGUGCAGCUUUGGGGCCAGUGUGGCCCUCCUGGAGUUCAGUUUUUCUCUCAGUGAAAUAAGAGGUGCGGCCUCCCAGGUCUUUAAGAUCUUGUCCUGUCUCGACCCGGUUCAAGAGCCUUAGUGUCCCCACUCCUACAGAUAGAGCCCAAACUCCUUGUGCCAGCAGCUUCCAAAACUUCGCUUAACCUAACCUGGCGCUACCUUCUAGGCCUUUCCUUAUGACCCCACCCUCUGGCCCCCGUCGCCACUGCCACCCUCCUCCAAGCACCCAUCCUUGUCACCAUAGCCACAAGCAGGCUACACUCCCACCUUCUGUUCACCUCCACUCUGCCCUCUGCCUGCAGUGGCGCCUUCCCUGCUGAGCCCAGCCACAAGCGAACCCUCUGAAACACUAGCUGAUCUGCACAGACAACACCAGCCCUGAGGAGCCACUGCCUGGGCCAGUGCAGUGAAGCGCUCUGGACAGGUAAGGAAUCCCUCACAACAUUAAUUAACUCUUUAUGCAAGAAUGUGCAACAGGCAUAUACCGGCCAACAUACAAAAAGCAGUCGUCACCAGCACCAUACUUGAUGCAUUAUAAAGGAUUUCACACCUAUCACCUCAUUUAAUCCUCAAAACCACCCUGAGACGCAGCCCGGAACAGGAAGGCGCUGAGUGAUCUGCCCAAGGCCAGUCUGUGAGUGGUGACCUGGGGCAGUACAGGUCACAGCUUCCUGCCUCCAGGCCCCUCUGUGCCCUCUCAGAAUCUGGUAGGAGAGGGGAGGCAAGCCGAAGCACUAAAACCAAGCUGAGCAGAGCCAUCACCACCACCCCAAAGAAAGGACUGGAAUUCAGCCCCUGUUACAGAAGGUCCCUGCCCUGCUCCCCCACAGCUCCCUCAUCUGCGAAAUGGGACUGCCCUUUGGGAGGUGUGAAUAGUCCACGGGCUGAGCUUCUGUGUGCUUGAGGGGGUCAGCCAGAGUAGCACCCGUUGUGGGGAGCAGCAAGGGUCGAGGCUAGACAAGCUCCAGAGUGAGGAUCCCCCCUUCCAUCCAGGGAGGAAGGGGGUUAUCAGAAAGGGGCAAGAGCAAAGGCCCAGAGCAGCAAGGCCGGGCCAGACUCAGAGCCACUGUCUUCCCUCCCACCUCAACUAGGGCCAGGGGCGCUUGAGGACAGGAGGAGCAGGUGUGCCACCCACGCCAACCCAGCAAUCUCUCAGGGCAUCUAACCUCUGCUGUUGAUUUCCACCCAGAGGAUGUGAGCAUUUUUAGUUCCCAAGGAAUGUAAAUCAGCCCUGAUGCUGGGGGGUUGCUGGUUUAAAACAAAUACAGGCUGCCUAUAUAAAGACCAGACAGCCACAGGGCCCCACCUGUGCCAGGAAGCCCAGCUGAGGCCAUGCCCUCCACGGGGACCAUUUGCAGCCUGCUGCUCCUCAGCGUGCUCCUCAUGGCAGACUUGGCCAUGGCGGGCUCCAGCUUCUUGAGCCCCGAACACCAGAAAGUGCAGAGAAAGGAGUCCAAGAAGCCAGCAGCCAAACUGAAGCCCCGGGCCCUGGAAGGCUGGCUCGGCCCAGAAGACAGUGGUGAGGUGGAAGGCACGGAGGACAAGCUGGAAAUCCGGUUCAACGCCCCCUGUGAUGUUGGGAUCAAGUUGUCAGGGGCUCAGUCCGACCAGCACGGCCAGCCCCUGGGGAAAUUUCUCCAGGACAUCCUCUGGGAAGAGGUCAAUGAGGCCCCGGCCGACAAGUGAUUGUCCCUGAGACCAGCCACCUCUGUUCUCCCAGCUUCCUAAGGGCUCACCUGGCUUCCAGGACGCUUCCACUAUCACACCCAGCUCUGAGGGACGCUAGCCUGGGAGGUGAAUAAACAUUCAGACUGGAUGCUGAAGCUUCAAAAUGUUUAUUUCACCCCACAGGAAGAUUUCAUAUUUCACUGAAAAACAAAAAAAUCCCCUCUCCCAUUCUUGGUCUAUGGUCAACAGGAAAAGAAGAAACAUGUAGCAAGGCCCGGUGUGCAUGCUUUAGAAAACCAAAGGAGACCAACACAUACAGAGAUAUCAGACUGGGGAGGGGAGGAGGGAGGUGGAGGAGAGGGGGACAGGGGGAGAGGGGAGGAGGGGCAAGUGGGAGGUGAAAAGAAGAAAAACCAAGUUCCUUUAAAUAUCAGAGCAUCUUGAGUGCCAAGUUGCACUGAGAGCUCAUUACCGGUCAGCAAGGCCUGCGUGGACAGGGAAACUCUGCAGGUGACAUGAUAGGAGCCAGCCUCUGUCUGACUGCCUUUCGAGGGCAGAACAGGAUGCUGGGGAAGGAGUCUGACGCUAGAUAUAAGCAGGGCAUGAACAAUGGCUGGAGCCACUGCUCAGCACGCUGUCCUCACUCCUCCUCCUCCCUCCCUGUUCACUGUAAAAACCUGGGUGAAGCACGUGCCACCUCAUGUGGCCAAGGGUGGGCAUUGCCUCAGUGACUUCAGAGAUUUAGGACACUACACUGAUGUCCACGCACAUGCCAACUCCAGCUCACACAGCUGAAGUGAGCCUGAUUCUUAAGUUCCACAAACUUAAUUCCAGGGACACCACCACACUGCCCGGGAAGAAAGUCACUUCUUUAGGGUAAACAUGGGAACAGGCUUGAGAGCCGGUGGUGACGGGUGGGUGAGCAUCAUGGAGGAGCACCGCCAGCCUGCCCGUCCCCACACAGGCGCGCCAUCAGAAACAGGCAGGAUGCUCCUGCGCGGAACGGGGUAAUAUCCACUCUCUGCAAAAUGCUUCACCACAGAGGGCCUCUCUAGGAGCCAAGUAGCUUCUCCAGGGAAAUUCUGGCCACCUGGAAUCCAACGACUCCAGCCCUAACGACUGAUUGGACUUGGCGAGGCCCCCGAAACCCAAUUGCCACCCCUCAGUGAGAAGCUGCCUGUGGUCCCUGGAAUGUCAUCCUGACUAGGGAACCUCUUGGCAGUGCAGAGGCUCAGGCAUUGCAGAGCAGGAUCUGUGUUUAACACGGCCCCCAGAGCAUAUAUAUAAAGGGGCUCGGAAGCAACAGGGUUGUACUCAGCAGGGCGCAUUACAGAGCCACGUGGCUCUGUGCUGCUUAGAGCAGGUGUCAACUCCUCUAACAAGAAAAUGCAGAGCUGGCCGGGGGCGCUCCACAAAACUGAGAAUGCAGGAAAAAGCUGUCCUGUUCCACAUCCACCCUAACUCUCUAAGCCCCAGCUCUGCUGUCAACUCCAUGCCAGUCCAUUGGGCAGAUAACACACCCACAAGCACACAUUCACUCUCCAUCUCUCAGGCGACCACACACACACCUGACUAUCUAGCUACGCAGUGACUUAGCUCACUGAAUCGAAAGCACCUGCCUCUGUGUGAUCAUCACAGUUUGAAACGAGUCAGCCCCAGAGGAGUCUAAGAUAUCAGAGCGCAGGUAAACCAAGUGGGGGAGUUGGGGAGAGAGGACACACUCUGCUGUGUAAGCUAGCCCCUCUCUCUGAUGCAGAGGCCCACACACCAUCCUGGAGCUGAGCCUCAUCCCAGCUCUAUCGCACUUAGUAGGGGUGCUACCCUGCUCAUCCCCAACCAUGCCUGUGGCCCUCUUCUCAACUGCCAGAGGAGGCUCCAACAUGGUCAAAUGGUCCAAGAAACCAGUUUCUGAUCAGUGGGGCAGCAGCCACAGACUAGGCUCAGAGGAGGAUGGGUGCCAGGCCCUGGGGGAACGCUGGUCAGCUGAUGAUUCCCCUAUGACUCACUCCUUCCUCAAGGGACACACCAGGCUUCUCUCCCAUGUGCCUGGGUCAGAAACAGAUGCUAGGAACCCUGUCUGGACCAGGCUCUCUGACCUGGGUGAGGCAGCACGAUGUGGUAGAAGCAUGGGCUUCAGACCCAGAGGCAAAUGUGAACACCAACUGUCUGCUCCAGAGCAAGACACGAUUUCUCUGUCUCCUCUGAUGUCCAACACCCUCCUCCCUGCGUCACUGUCAAGACUAAACCGUAUCUCCCAUGAAGACACCUGUAUAAAAUAGGCAUUCAAUCACCCUAAGAGCCACCAUUUACUGCAUUCUUGCUGUGCACCAGGCACCAUUCUAAACACUGGCAGGAAAGGAAGUUAGGGUCACUGCAGUUAAUUUUCACGACAAACACACUUAGGAGGGAGAAAAAAACUUAAGUGACUUCCCAAGGUCACACAGUAAACACGCUUCCAACUCACCCAGAGCUGUAGGCUGGGGCCCAUGCUCUCCGAUGUCCUACUGCCUCUCAACCAAUGUCACCACCUUGCCCUGUUGCCUGGGGUCCAAGUGAUCCGCUUUUCAUUUUCCUUAAUAACACACUGAGUCAACUUGGAGUGGGCUGAGGACCAUUUCAAGUCAACAGCUGGCAGAAAUAAAAUUCACUGCAGAGAACAGGGGACAUACCUGAAAAAAAUGCAGCAUUUCUAACCAGGUCCCACCUCAGCCCUCUAGGACUGCUCCUGCACACAUCACUUCCUGACAACACCAAAUUCCGGUUCUCUGAAGCAGGUGGAUUUACCCCUGGGAUGAGCAAGAAGGUAUUUGCUGCAGGAAAAAAAUCCUCCUUAUAAAAAACUGUUGUUUUAUAAUAUACCCAGUACAUUAGUAUAGUAACAUGCUCAUUUCUUACACACUCAGAGGUGUGUAAGAAAUUAUCUUAUGACAGUGUACACACACAAGAACAGAGACCCACAGUGAGCCACCUCCCUUUAGUCUGAAUCCACUUCGAAACACCGCAGACAGAUGAGCAUUUAUAGCAAGCACAGGGCUGCCUGGCCACUGACUGACUUUGCUCGAGCAGUGGCCAUUUGCCCUAAUUUUAUAGAAAUGACUAAUGCAAAACCCAAAGUGAUUAGUAUUGGCCCCAAAUUUAAUACAGUUAGCAAGAUGGUUAACACCAAAAAUGCCAAGAGCAGAUUUCCAGCCACUGGGUGGACACAGCUGCCGAGUGAGGAAUGUGCUGAAAAUACCUAAACCAACGGUUGUGCCUGAGAUGAAGCAUCGACAGAUUGCAAAUUUGUCUGGCAUUCUUGGAACAGAGCCUUCCCUUUGACAGGUUUACUUUUGGCUUGAGCAUUUGUGUUCAAGGAUACCUUAGGACAAAACUGGAGGAUGAACUGCAAGCAGUGAAACAGAGUUUCCUCCCAAGUUUACCCAGAGGCAUCAGAGGUGACAGUCCAAAGCCCACAAUACAACCAAUUCAUCAACUGCACCCCAUGUACUCAAUUUUUCUUCCUCCUAUUGCACUGCUCUUGGAAAAAAAGGCUAUAUAUUUUUCACAGCUAAGAAGCAGAAGUAGAGCUGGGUGCUCCCAAGCAAUAAAAUGACACUUAAUGCUCAAAGGUAGUAGAAUUUGGUUUUCCUUUUUCUCUUUUGGUCAGUCCACAGCAUACGGUGUUCCCAGGCCAGGGAUCAGAUCUGAGUUGCAGUUACAACCUACGCUGCAGCUGCGGCAAUGCCAGAUCCUUUAAUCCACUGUGCUGGGCCUGGGAUUGAACAUGCAUCCUAGUACUACAGAGAUGCCUCCAAUCCAGUUGGGCCAGAGUAGGAACUCCAGCAGUAGAGCUUUUAAGAAGGUGUCAGGGAUUAUUUCCAGCGUCAACUUUCUGAGAUAUAUAUAUUCAAGAAUAUCUCCAGGCCUUUGGAUUCUCAGGUUGCAAAGCUGGUCAACUCAACCACUGGUGGAGUUCCCUUGUGGUGCAGUGGGUUAAAGUUCUAGCGCUGUCACUGCUGCAGCUCAGGUUUGAUCCUUGUCCCUGGAACUUCUA